ACGAGUACAACUGGUCUUUUCUGCUGUUCCCCGCUGUGUAGACUGCCUCUCCUCCGCUUCUCGUACUCACACGCACUGGGCGGUUGCCACACAGAAGCAGACUUUGGAAUGCUGAUAAUAUAGAUUGACACCCUCCCUCCUGUCCCUCGUUGGACGUCUCGCACAAUCCUUGCAAUAUGGCUCCUGGUCUUCUUGACCCAGCCGCGACCGGCGAAAAGGUCGUCUCGCUAUCCUCCUUGACUGAGAGUUACGACGAUACCAUCCGCUUCUAUCUCAAUGGCACCAAGGUCGAGGUGGAUGCCGUUGAUCCAGAAAUCACUCUGCUGGAAUACUUGAGAGGUAUUGGGUUGACGGGCACAAAACUUGGCUGCGCAGAAGGUGGUUGUGGUGCCUGCACAGUCGUCGUGUCGCAGAUGAAUCCUACAACUGGCAAGAUCUAUCAUGCUUCUGUCAAUGCCUGUCUGGCACCUUUGGUCAGCGUAGAUGGCAAGCACGUUAUUACAAUUGAAGGCAUUGGGAACACGAAGAGCCCACACCCGGCACAACAACGAAUUGCCAUGGCCAGCGGUAGCCAAUGUGGGUUUUGUACGCCGGGCAUAGUAAUGAGCUUGUACGCUCUUUUGAGAAACAACAGCUCAGAACCGUCGGAAGAAGAGGUGGAAGAAGCAUUUGAUGGCAAUUUGUGUCGUUGUACCGGCUACAGGCCCAUCCUCGACGCAGCCCAAAGUUUCAAUAAGAAAUGCGGACGCUCAAUUGCGAACGGCGGUUCGGGCUGCUGCAUGGAGAACGGCGGCUCAUGCAAUGGCUCUGAUAAAUCCACUGAACUUAAUGGCGCUGCCGAAAAGAAGUUUACACCCCCGUCGUUUAUACAUUACGAUAAGUCGACUGAAUUGAUCUACCCUCCAACUCUCAAGAAGCACGAAUUUAAGCCUCUGGCCAUUGGCAAUAAGAGGAAGAAGUGGUACAGGCCGGUUACUCUCGACCAACUUCUCGAGAUCAAAAACGCGUAUCCUCAGGCCAAGCUCAUUGGUGGCAGUACCGAGACGCAAAUCGAGAUCAAGUUCAAAGCCAUGUCGUAUCCUGCUUCGGUGUACGUGGGCGACAUUGCAGAGCUUCGCAAAUAUUCUUUCCAUGACGACUAUCUUGAGAUUGGUGGUAAUGUUGCUUUGACCGAUCUAGAAAAUAUCUGCGACGAGGCCGUUGAGCAUUACGGCCUACCCAAGGCACAGCCUUUCACAGCAAUCAAGAAGGCAAUUAGAUAUUUUGCUGGCCGCCAAAUCAGAAACGUCGGAACUCCGGCUGGCAAUCUCGCAACAGCAUCACCUAUAUCUGAUCUUAACCCAGUCUUCGUCGCCACAAAUUCGACAUUGAUCGCUAAGUCGUUGAAGAAGACAACUGAAAUCCCCAUGGCGAGCUUCUUCAAGAGCUACAGAGUAACAGCAUUGCCUGAAGAUGCCGUCAUCGCGGCAAUGAGGGUGCCUAUUGCCGCAGAAAAGAGAGAGUAUAUUAGAACUUACAAGCAGGCAAAGAGGAAAGAUGACGAUAUCGCCAUCGUGAAUGCUUGUCUCAGAGUGACCCUUGAUGAUUCGUACAAGGUCGAAAGCGCUAGUUUGGUAUACGGUGGCAUGGCUCCGGUCACUAUCGUAGCCAAGAAUGCCUCCGAAUUCAUCGUUGGGAAGACGUUCGCAGACCCGCACACGCUUGAAGGUGUGAUGAAUGCCCUUGAAAAGGACUUCAGUCUCCCCUUCGGUGUUCCGGGUGGCAUGGCCACAUAUCGAAAGUCUCUUGCUCUUGGAUUCUUCUAUCGGUUCUACCAGGAUGUGCUUACUAAUAUCGAAGAAGUAAGCAAGCAAGCUGACAAGGAAGUCAUCGAGGAAAUCGAAAGAGAGAUUUCUCGAGGCCAGAAAGAUCUCGAUGCAACUGCCGCUUACACACAAAAGGUGCUCGGCAAGGCUAAUCCACAUGUCGCCGCCCUCAAGCAAUGCACAGGAGAAGCUCAGUAUACCGAUGAUAUUCCAUCACAGAAAAAUGAGUUGAUAGGAUGCCUUGUCCUGUCGACCAAGGCUCAUGCUAAGAUCAAGGUUGAUGCCAGUCCUGCCCUGGACCUUCCCGGCGUUGUCGCUUGGGUCGACAAAAAUGAUGUUGUCAAUCCUCAGGCCAACUGGUGGGGUGCUCCAGUUUGCGAUGAAGUCUUCUUUGCCGAGGAUGAAGUUUUCACAGCUGGCCAACCAAUUGGUAUGGUGUUAGCGAACACUGCUGCUCAGGCCUCCGCGGGCGCACGUGCCGUUUUGAUACAAUACGAUGAGCUGCCAGCCAUCUAUACUAUUGAAGAAGCCAUAGAGAAGCAAAGCUUUUUCGAGCACUACAGGUAUAUUCGCAGGGGAGAUGUUGACAAAGCCUUCAAGGACUGUGAUUACGUGUUUGAAGGCACCGCCAGGAUGGGCGGUCAAGAGCACUUCUAUCUCGAAACUAACGCAACCGUUGCCAUUCCCAAGCCUGAGGAUGGUGAGAUGGAGAUAUGGUCAAGCACACAGAACCCAACCGAAACGCAAGCCUACGUAGCUAAAGCGCUCGGCGUACAGAACAACAAGAUUGUAUCCAAAGUCAAACGUUUGGGUGGUGGCUUCGGUGGCAAGGAAACGCGAUCGGUCCAGCUGUCCACUAUAUGCGCCGUUGCAGCCAACAAGGUUCGACGACCGGUUAGAUGCAUGCUUAACAGAGAUGAAGAUAUCAUGACUUCUGGUCAGAGACAUCCGUUCCUCGGCAUCUGGAAAGUGGGUGUCAACAAGGAUGGUAAGAUCCAGGCACUUCAAGCCAAGGUAUUCAACAACGGCGGUUGGUCACAAGACUUGUCCGCUGCCGUCGUUGAUCGAGCCCUCUCUCACAUCGAUGGCUGUUACAACAUUCCCAACGUCGACGUCGACGGUCGUAUCUGCAAAACCAACACGGUCUCCAAUAGUGCAUUCCGUGGCUUUGGUGGACCUCAAGGCAUGUUCAUUGCAGAGUCGUAUAUGUCUGAAGUCGCCGACCACCUCGGUAUGUCUGUUGACAAGCUACGCGAGAUCAAUUUCUACAAGGAAGGCGAGGAAACUCACUUCAACCAAGCUCUCGAAGACUUCCACGUCCCGCUGAUGUGGCAGCAAGUCAAAGAAUCCGCAGACUAUGAAGCCCGUCGCAAGGCGGUCGAUGAAUUCAACGCCACGCACAAAUGGCAGAAGAAAGGCCUUGCUAUGAUUCCCACAAAAUUCGGCAUUUCCUUCACUGCGCUAUUCUUGAACCAAGCGGGCGCUCUAGUGCACAUCUAUCACGACGGGUCCGUGUUGGUGGCCCAUGGCGGUACGGAAAUGGGCCAAGGUCUACACACGAAGAUUUGCAUGAUUGUCGCAGAGGCCCUACAGGUGCCCCUGUCCGACGUCCACAUUUCGGAGACUGCGACCAACACCGUCGCCAACACGUCAUCCACGGCGGCCUCUGCGUCCUCGGACUUGAACGGGUACGCCGCGUACAACGCUUGCAUGCAGAUCAACGAGCGUCUCGCGCCCUACCGGAAGGAGCUCGGCGCGGGUGCGACCAUGAAGGAGAUCGCGCACGCGGCCUACUUUGACCGUGUCAACCUCAGUGCCAACGGGUUCUACAAGACUCCCGAGAUCGGAUACGUGUGGGGUCCGAACCCGGCCGACCCGUCGCUCGAAAACACGGGCAAGAUGUUCUUCUACUUCACUCAGGGCGUGACGGCGUCCGAGGUUUUGAUCGACACCUUGACGGGCGACUGGACCCCGCUGAGGACCGACAUCAAGAUGGACGUGGGUCGGAGUAUCAACCCGGCCAUCGACUACGGCCAGAUCGAGGGCGCGUACGUCCAAGGCCAAGGUCUCUUCACCACCGAGGAGAGUCUGUGGCACCGGGCGAGCGGGCAGAUCUUCACCCGCGGGCCCGGCGCGUACAAGAUCCCCGGGUUCAGGGACAUCCCGCAGGUGUUCAACGUCAGCCUGCUCAAGGACGUCGAGUGGAAGAACCUCCGCACCAUCCAGCGCAGCCGGGGCGUCGGGGAACCGCCCCUGUUCAUGGGCAGCGCGGUCUUCUUCGCCAUCCGCGACGCCCUCAAGGCCGCGAGGAAGCAGUUCGGCGAGGACGAGGUCUUGAGCCUGAGGAGUCCGGCGACCCCCGAGCGCAUCAGGAUCUCGUGCGCCGAUCCAAUCUUGAAGAGGUGCGUCGUUGAGCCCAGGGAGGGAGAGAAGAGUUUCUUCGUAUCGAUCUAGGGUUUUGGUUCUCUGAAAGACGACGAGUGGUGGUGGUGUUGUGGUUUUGUCGACGUUUGUGUUUAUGUGUAUGUGGAGAAUCCAGGGUAUUUCCAUCAUGAUAUUUAAUUUCUCUUAUUUAUUAGGGGGACAGAUUUGGUCCUGAAUGAAUA
Molecule: messenger RNA, 4411 nt
Organism: Exophiala oligosperma
Lineage: Eukaryota; Fungi; Ascomycota; Eurotiomycetes; Chaetothyriales; Herpotrichiellaceae
Product: xanthine dehydrogenase
Exons: 1
Coding region: 177-4259 (1360 amino acids)
Molecular function (GO): 2 iron, 2 sulfur cluster binding; molybdopterin cofactor binding; FAD binding
Source: RefSeq, a predicted model, not a curated record